Molecule: messenger RNA, 1668 nt
Organism: Theileria annulata
Lineage: Eukaryota; Apicomplexa; Aconoidasida; Piroplasmida; Theileriidae
Exons: 2
Coding region: 1-1668 (555 amino acids)
Molecular function (GO): protein binding
Source: RefSeq, a predicted model, not a curated record
AUGGCUACGUUUCACGAGAAUUAUGUCAAUAACCCACUUGUAAAGGCUCUUAUGACUGGUACUCUUCUAGAGCUUAAAGAGGUGCUAAGUAGUAAAUAUGAACAAUAUAAGAAUCAAGAAAAGGUUGAAUCUUCAGAUUCCUCAUUAAAUAAUCAAGAUUCUAACCAAUCCGAUUCAAAAGAUGUAAAUGUUGAUGUAAAAGAUCCAAAAGAUGUAAAUGUUGAUGUAAAAGAUCCAAAAGAUGAUUCAAAAGAUCCAAAUGUUGUAAUAAAAGUGGUAGAGAAUACAAUAGAAGAGUUAGUGGAUGCCAAUACAAGAAUAACGCCUCUGUGCCAACUAAGCCAUAAGACAAAUGACGAGAGUUUGGAAAUUGCAAAGCUUUUGGUGGAGGAUUAUCUGCUUUGUAACCCGAACCAUGUGGAUUUAAUCGGUCAAACAUGUUUAUUUUACUCAGCCAGAGACGGAAGAGGUGAACUUUGUUCAUAUUUCUGCAAAAAAGGCUGUGAUCCAAACCAUAAAGAUAGACUAGGUCAGACCUGCAUCUUCUAUGCGGCCAGAGAUGGCCACUCAGAGGUCAUCAAAGUGCUAGUGGAACACGGAGCAGAUGUCAACGUGACUGACACUAAUAGCCAAACGUGUUUGUUUUACGCUGCAAGGGACGGUAGAGUAGAUGCUGUUAAGGUUUUGCUUGAAAAAAAUAUUAACCACGGCUGGAAGGACUUGCAGAGGAGAACAGCACUUUCAUUCGCCAAAUCGAAAGGACAUAAUGAAAUUGUUAACCUUUUAAAGAAAUCAACGCCUGAGAAACAAACUUCUACACCUCAAAAACGUACAUUGGACUCUGAACCAUCGGGUACAUUUGAAGGUGACCCUUUUAGUGGAGUACCUAUGGUAAGUGGAGACGUCUUUAGUAACAAGCCUAAGCGGUACAGGUUACAGUUCAGGCCAUUUGCAGAAGAUGAUAAACUAUGGCUUGAUGCGCCUUUGAUAAAGGUUCAGGAGUUUGAGUUAAGGUUUCCAGACCUAGCGAAGUGGGAUAGAGAGGCUGCUUUCCCGCCUAGUAACACUCUUAGAAAUCCGUUACUAAAGCAAUGGUAUUCGUUGGCAAAUAAUUUACUAAGCACACUUUUGAAACAGGAAGGAGGUUACGUGUUUGAGAAGCCUGUUGACCCAAAGAAGCAAAACUGCCCAGACUACUAUGACAUUAUUAAGAAGCCAAUGUCCUUUAGCUGCGUUCGGGGGAAAUUGAGGAAAAACACCUACACUGACCCUCAGCAGUUUGUAGACGACGUUUUACUCAUCUUUGACAACUGCUCAAAGUAUAACAAGCCUGAGACUUGGGUGGCAACAAUUGGCAACAACCUUCGGGAUUUCUUCCAAAAUCAGCUUUUGGCGCUGGGAUUUAACGAGUUUUGUAAGAAGGAGCAGCUUGUAAAGCAACUACUAGAACAGUCUUCCCAAUACUUGAGCACUCAAACUAACACUGUUAACACCACCACUACCGAUAAUAGUGUUAACGCUACUAACGGCGUUGAAAACACGAAUGGAGUUGAUGGGAAAUUGAACGAGCAUUUAUCAAAUGUUAACUCAUCUGAGCCUUUAAAGACAAGUGAACCACAAAACACUGUAGAUGUUAAGUCUGAGACUGUAAAUGAAAUUGAAUUUUAA